ACUAAAAACUUUCUUCUUUGCAUCUAACCCUUUCCAUACUAUCUCAGUCUCUUUUGUUUAUACUCAAGCAAAAAUGGGAGGAAGUAAGAUGUCCAAUGAUUAUGAAAUUGAUGUCGAGGCUGGGAUGUCUUCUCUUUCUAUAGUCAACACAAAUCUACACGAGCGUGUCCCCAUUGAAGCACCAAUUGUAUCAUCUUACAAUGACCAGAUCAGGCCAUUGCUUGACAUGCUUGACACUGUCGACAGAUUGAGAAACCUGAAUGUGAUGAGAGAAGGGAUCCAGCUUCCCACCAUUGUCGUGGUUGGAGACCAGUCUUCGGGGAAGUCGAGUGUUCUUGAGUCGUUAGCAGGUAUCAAUUUGCCUCGUGGACAAGAAAUCUGCACUAGGGUUCCUCUUGUCAUGAGGCUUCAGCGAAGCUCUAGCUCUGAACCUGAGAUCUGGCUGGAAUACAGUGACAAAGUUGUUCCCACAGAUGAAGAACACAUCGCUGAAGCUAUUUGUGCUGCAACAGAUGUGAUUGCUGGAACUGGUAAAAGAGUUUCAGACACUCCCCUGACCCUCCGUGUUAAGAAGAACAAUGUCCCAGAUCUUACCAUGGUCGAUCUUCCCGGUAUUACUCGAGUUCCAGUGAAUGGACAACCGGAGAAUAUUUACGAACAGAUUUCUGGGAUGAUCAUGAAGUACAUCGAGCCUCAAGAAUCAAUAAUCCUCAAUGUUCUGUCAGCUACGGUCGACUUCACCACAUGCGAAUCCAUUCGCAUGUCAAGACAAGUUGACAAAACUGGUGAACGGACUCUGGCUGUUGUGACAAAGGCUGACAUGGCUCCUGAAGGUCUCCUGCAGAAAGUAACUGCAGAUGAUGUGAAUAUCGGACUAGGUUACAUCUGUGUUAGAAACCGCAUAGGAGAAGAGACAUAUGAAGAAGCUAGGUUGCAGGAAGAAUUACUCUUCAGGACUCAUCCACUGCUAAGUUUGAUUGACGAUGGGAUUGUUGGUAUUCCGGUGUUAGCUCAGAAGUUAAUACAAAUCCAAGCGACAAUGAUCACCCGUUGUUUGCCAGAUAUCGUACAGAGAAUCAAUGAGAAAAUGGACAGCAGUAUCGCUGAGUUGAACAAGCUACCAAAGGUAUUGAAUUCUACAAGGGAAGCUUUGUCCACUUUCCUGCAUAUCAUUAGUUCCACCAAUAAAUCACUCGCAAAAAUUCUAGUCCAAGGCGAUUAUUCUGAAUUUCCAGAUGAUCAAAGCAUGCACUCUACCGCUCGUUUGGCUAAAAUGUUGGGCCAAUUCUCAGCCAAUCUGCAAGCACAGCCCCAAGCCGUGACGAAUGAGUUCUUGAUGGAUGAAAUCAAACGUGAAAUCCUUACUAUCCAUACUAAGCCGGUCAAGUUCAUCACAGAGACAUGGGACUAUAUCGAAGAAGUUGUAUUAUCUGUUCUAACCAAAUACUCCGAAAACUUCCCACACACCCAAUCCUCACUCAAAAGAGCUGGACGGAAUCUAAUCACCAAGAUCAAGGAACAAUCUGUGAACCGAGUGAUGGAAAUCGUUGAGAUGGCGAAACUAACCGACUACACAUGUAACCCUGAGGAGAUGACUGUGUACACUCAGAAGAUAGCUGCACAAGGAAGCUUCAUCAAUGUUGUACAGAGUAAUACUUCUAACUUCUGCACCUUAACUGGAUUCGGAAAUGUUUCGAUUUCACAUUUAAGGAAGUAUGACGCGCAAUUACUUAGGCAAGCGUUCGACAUGAAGAUGAGAAUCGCAGCCUACUGGUCGAUCGUUGUAAGAAGGAUUGUGGAUAACCUUGCCCUGUAUCUUCAAUUCUCUGUGAAGAAUUUUGUGAACAGUCAAUUUCAGAAGGAGAUGGAAGAGAUUGGCGAAGGAGACGUUGAGAAGAUGCUGGAGGAGUCUCCGUCGGUGGCGAGCAAGAGGGAGAAGCUGAAGAAAAGUAUCAAGCUUCUUAAGGAAUCGAAGGAUGUUGUGGCGGCCAUUGUUGAUGAGAACUGAAUUCUGGGUAUUGGAGAAGUCG
This is a messenger RNA of Arabidopsis arenosa, 2030 nucleotides long. The record is from the annotation of a GenBank genome assembly. NCBI's taxonomy places the organism in Eukaryota, Viridiplantae, Streptophyta, Magnoliopsida, Brassicales, Brassicaceae.